AGUGUCACCGGAAUACCGUGAAGCAUGAAAGUUCAGGUUGCUGACGUUAGGGAGGUCGUGGAUGGGGAAGACGAAGACGGGUCCUAAAGUGAAUGGGAGGAGGAUGAAGGCGGGGACCCAAUUUGUGAAGAAGGGGAUGGGGUACGCGGAUUGGGUGGCGGGGGCGGUCGAUUGGGAGGAUGUGGGAUGGGGAGGAGUAGAGAAGGUCGGAAUGUCAGCCAAUCAGGGGGAGGAUGUAGGAACCGAUGAAGUGGAGGUGAAAAAAUGCGAAGGUUGCAGGGUAAGGAAUCGAGUUUGUGUAGGGCGAUACGGACAAGGUUGGGAAGAAGAGAUUGGAAGGCAGGAAGAGGGACUCAGCGCGGAGGGAAGGAGCAGGCUUGUAAGGAAAGGAGAGCAGGAUAAUGACGAAGGGCCUGAAUCACGAGAGGGAUACGGUAAAUGUGAAUAUGCAGGUGAUGGAGAGAGCAAUGAAGAGAGAAAGAGCGACAGACAGAGGAAGAGAGGAAAGGACACACCAGACUGCAGAGGCCACACCAAGUAUUGGAGUAGGAGCUCGAAGAAGAUCUUAACAGGGAAGAGAAAGGCGUGGAGAACGAGGGGAAGAGAGGCGACAGACAGGACAAGGAGACAAGAGAAUGGGAAUAGCGGAUUUGGGAUGAUAUCUGCGCCGCAUGGGCUGGAGCGGGGCGAUGCGGGAACCCCCCGCGCCCAGUCCCGCGCAAAGAAACGUCGGGACCCGGCUUCGCACAAGCCGGACUGCAGGUGUGUGAUUUGCGAACAGAGAAGACGGAAGGGAGCCGCCUUCAUGCCCAGUGCUUUGCCAUUAGAUGGGCAUUCGACUGAUGCGGCUAUACUGAAAGCGUGUCGUGCUUUCCAGUUGGAGUGUGGGAGGGGCACGGAGGAUGGAGAGGAGAAAGGAGCUAAGAUCCCCGUAUCGGAAAGCUUUCCUUCCUUCGAUCAAGACUUUCGAGUGAUGAGAGAGGGAGCGUGGGAGGGAUGGCCUGGGGUUGACAUGGGCGGUCAGGGAGAGGACUACGGCGCCGCGGGCAUGGACAGGGAGGCUGAGGACUUAAUUGAGGGCAGUGGGCUCGCCGGCAAUGGCCCUGACUGUCGGGAUCGAGCGGGCGGUUAUCCGAUGGAGGCAAGGAGGGGCGAACGCUAUACCCCGCAUGGAGAAGGUGGCGGUGACGGAAGCCUUGCUGCCGCCGUGGCGGACGUCAUCCGAGGCGCCAAUGACGAGGACGAUGAUGACAGCCCGGAUGGUGGUGACGUAGGAGGUGGGGAUAGGCAAGUAGCAGCCGAGGGACGACGGAGAGUAGCUGGCGAAGGGGCAGUCGUGGGGGUUGCUGGGCUUGGUGACGAGCUAGACCGAACAGGGGAAGAAGGAAUCAAUGCCAACUACGAAGGUGACGGACGAGUGGAACUUGCGCAAGCGAGAGUAGACGUCCAGCAUCAGGAUGCUCGGAUAGACGAGGCCGGGAAAAGGAAGCAGCCAGAAAAUUGGGCAGAGGUUGGGAAGCGCGAUGAGGAGGAGCUGUCCGAGGAGGAGGUGGAGGAGGAGGAGGUGGAGGAGGAGGAGGUGGAGGAGGAGGAGGUGGAGGAGAUGGAGGAGGAAGAGGAGUCUUAUGUGCACGGAGGUCAAGGUCAAGGUCUUACAUCCAGAGCGGUGAUGAAGGUGGGAGCGGACGUUGGGGGCGUGGAAGGUGACGUGGGAAGCGGGGGGCUAUCGUUCGGGGUUGUGCCUUAUAAGGUAAGGGCUGAUUGCGGCUUUUCGGUAGUGGGUCGGGCCAGGCAAGCGGUCGCACGAACGCUGGGUGCGCGGCAAAAGGGAAAGAGAGGGAGUGGAAGAUCCGCUAAAGUACCUUCCAUUGGGAAGAGGGGCGGUGGCGUGCAAAAUCACAAGCCGGAGUGCCCAUGCAUUGUCUGCAAACAGGCUAGAGUGAAAAUGAAGAGAAUGAAGGAGGAAGGGAUGAAGGGAGGGGCCACGCCAUUGCCGUCGCCAUCACCGGCGGCAAUGUUUCAAGCGAGAAUGCCGAAGAAGAAAUUGAAAUUAGCGGCGCCGCACUGUGGGAGUAUUAGAGAGAGACGCGGUGCAGGCGAGAAGCGCGAUGGAGUGGGGAGAGGGAGAGGGAGAGAAGGGGUAAUGGAGAGGGUGGACGGUGGUGGUGUAGAUUGCGAGAAAAACGAAGGGGUAGGGGAAAGAAAGAGAGGCCGCGAGGGGGAAUUCGGGGAUACCGAGGGGCAGAGGACUCGGCGAAGAUUAGAAAAUAUGAACGGGAUACGGAGGGGGGGCAUAGGGGUGGGCGGCGGUGGGGGAGGUGCCCGGGAGCUAGCUGGCGAAGAGUGGGAUGAGGAUGGUCACGGAAGGCGAUCGAACGAGACCGAAGAGAGUGAGGGCGCAGAUCGCGGGGAUAGCCACGGUGGCGAUGCUGUCCAACGUGUUGAUGACGACGGGGAAGAGGAAGAUGAUGAGGAAGAUGAUGAGGAAGAUGGUGAGGAAGAUGAUGAGGAAGAGGAUGAGGAUGAUGAGGAUGAUGAGGAUGAGGAUGAUGAGGAUGAUGUCGAGGAGGAAGGCGCUGGCGUCCAUGGUGGUGAAGAAGGUGAGGAGGGAGGAAACAACCAGUAUGAUGAUCAGGAAGAGGAAAUUGGGGAUGAACAUGACAAAGGGAACGGAGAAAUGCGCGGAAAGAAGAAGUUGAAGAGCUUUGGCGAUUGCGAAGUGCCAGGAGGAAGGGUGUCGAACAGGGAAAGAGAAGCUGGAGCAGCUUUUACAAAUCCAUCUUCAUCGGGGCCAAGGAAAAGGGUGGUGAGAGUGUCGUCCGCCGUAUUGGCGAUUCCGAGAGAGUACGAGCUCUACAGAGAAGACAGGGGGCAGCAUCCAGAUGGGCGACGAUACCGGCACUUCAUAGUAAGGACACGUGAAGGAAAGGAACAACUUGCUGCAACUGCAGUGGCUGCAAGCCCAUCAUCCACGUUUAUUUAUACAACAUCCCCAAACUUUGGGAGCUUCACGUUCAAAAGUUCUCGAGAAGCUGCUGUUUGGCUAGGUGCUCGCAUCAGAGGACGACCAGUAGAUGGGGUUCGCAAGCGGCUGUUCCGAGGGCCAGGAGGGGAAAAGCUGUCAAAAAAGCGACCGUUGAAGAAGCGAUUGGCUACUGCUGAUGGAUCAGGCAAUACGGGAAGGCAGCAGUUUGGGGAAGGAAAUGUCCGUUCUCUUGACCGGAGGGUAAACCAUUCUGAAGAUGCUUCUAGAUCCAAUCCUGAGGGAAAUCAAAGACAAGUCAUAGGAACAGAAGUCGGUGAACAGACUGACAUGUCACAAACGUUGGCUCAUAUUGUGACAUAUCUUACCUUUCUUGAGGAGAAGAUUGAUAGACAGCAAAAUCAGUUGGAUGAAAUCAUUGUUGGAUUGAGAACAAUUGCUAAUAUUGUGAAAGGUAAGAAUCAGAUUCAGGGAGAAGAAGAACAAGAAGAGAAGAAGGAGAAGAAAGUAGUAAAGAAGUUGAUGGGGGACGCAAUAAAGUCUGCUGGUCCCGUGAUAAAGACAAAUGGAAAUGGAUCCAAUGGAAAUGGAUCAAGUCAACCAUCUACUCCUCACUCUUCUCAUUCUUCUAAGUCUACUCCUAAAGAAACUCCAGAAAAGACAAGCGCUGAACCCGAAAAACCGAAGAAGAAAGAAAAGGUGAAGAUGAAGUUGCCAUUUACGUUUUGCAACAAGAAAGAAGAAAGUCUGUUGUUGUGGAUUGCAGAAAUCCAGACGUAUGUGAGUACCGCACCGGUCGAGCCGGAGUCCCAAGUCACGUUCACCACUUCUUGCAUGGGUGGUGAGGCCAAGGAAUGGGUGUUGGUCGAGGCCAAUGUGGCGGGUUUCGAAGAUAUCGGUGAGUGGGCAAAGACAUUGACGCCAGGAUUGAAUUUGCAGGACAGCCAAGUGUUGUACAACUAUUCCCGCGCGUUGCCUGAGCCCAUCCGGGGACACUUAGUCACUGAAGCGAAAUCCGGUAAGUACAACUACAGGCAAUUUCGUGACCUUGCCCUGCAAAGGGAACAAAUGACUUUUCAAGUCAAGAAUUCCUAUGCAGCGGUAGUCAAGUCUGGAGUAGGAGGAGGAAGACAGUACAAUGGGAAACGAGUUCUCUGCCGACAGAAGCGCCAGGACCACACCCUUGUCGUGUUUGAUGACGACACAGUGGAAAAGUGGCCGAACGAGGAGAAUGAUAACAACAGUGACUCCGGGAAGGGGGAAGUCACUGCUGUUGUGGCCAAUAAGGGAGGACCACCCAGGACAGGAGGGAAGAAACAAAGAGCGUUUCCAUGGCACCCUGGCAUUGCAGAUGGGAAGCCAUGGGUCGAAAUGGGUAUGACUAGAAAGACUUGGCAGGAGCGCAUGGACAAUGCGCAAUGUCUCAAGUGCGACACAGCGGGACAUGUGAUCGCCUACUGCCCUCAGAUCCGGAACCCAAAAGCGAACAGCCAGUAGGAGUAGCAUCUGCUCCUACUGAGAUUAAGGGUAAGAACGAACAAACAGGUAAGGCGCCU
This is a messenger RNA of Chara braunii, 4539 nucleotides long. The record is from the annotation of a GenBank genome assembly. Lineage: Eukaryota; Viridiplantae; Streptophyta; Charophyceae; Charales; Characeae.